Molecule: messenger RNA, 1003 nt
Organism: Peromyscus maniculatus bairdii (prairie deer mouse)
Lineage: Eukaryota; Metazoa; Chordata; Mammalia; Rodentia; Cricetidae
Product: olfactory receptor 10P22
Biological process (GO): G protein-coupled receptor signaling pathway
Cellular component (GO): membrane
Molecular function (GO): G protein-coupled receptor activity; olfactory receptor activity
Source: RefSeq, a predicted model, not a curated record
UGGCUUUGGGAGCAUGGGAUUUGACAAUGGUACAGAAGUAACAGAGUUCAUUUUAUUGGGGUUCUCAGGUUUUGGCUUUCUUCAGGGCCAUCUGUUUUGGGGUGUGCUGUGUAUCUAUGUGGUUACCUUGCUGGGCAACUCUCUGAUCAUCCUCCUCACGCUGGCGGACUCUGCCCUCCACUCCCCCAUGUACUUCUUCCUGCGUCACUUCUCCGUGGUGGAGAUCCUCUACACCACCACCAUUGUGCCUAGGAUGUUGGCUGACCUGCGGUCCUCCUGCCCCACCAUCCCCCGGGCCAGCUGCUUCACUCAGAUGUACUUCUUUGCCCUUUUUGGCAUUGCUGAAUGCUGUUUGCUCACUGUCAUGGCUUAUGACCGAUAUGCUGCCAUCUGCUGCCCCCUGCAAUAUACCACCCUGAUGAACCAGGUAACAUGUGCCAGCUUGGUGGGGGCCUCUUACUUUGCGGGCAUCAUCACUGGCACCAUUCACUCUGUCUGCAUCUUCACUUUGCCUUUCCGUGGUGCCAACACCAUCCAUCACUUCCUGUGUGACAUCCUGCCUGUGCUGAGACUGGCCAGUGCAAGCACUUUCUGGGGUGAAGUGGGGAAUCUCUUCAUCACGGUAGCUUUUAUCUUCAUGCCCUUCUCAUUGAUUGUGGCCUCUUAUGCCUGUAUCAUUGCCACUAUACUUGGUGUUGCAACAUCCGAGGGACGUCAAAAGAUCUUUUCUACCUGCUCCUCCCACUUGUUUGUGGUCAUACUCUUUUAUGGGACUGCGACUGCAGCUUACAUGAGGCCCCAGGCCGAUUCUCUUGGGGACACGGACCAGAUUCUUUCCAUCUUCUACACGGUUGUUACCCCCAUGUGCAACCCUUUUGUUUACACUCUGAGGAAUAAGGAGGUCAUAGGGGCCAUGAGGCGGCUCAUGAAGAGAUACCUUGGGGGUCCUUGACCAUACUCCACCUUCCUCCCAAGAUCUUGGAUCUAAGGGCCUGAUCCCUGG